This is a messenger RNA of Fonsecaea pedrosoi CBS 271.37, 2022 nucleotides long. RefSeq lists its product as uncharacterized. The coding region runs from base 1 to 2022 and encodes 673 amino acids. Gene Ontology annotation, biological process: positive regulation of transcription from RNA polymerase II promoter by galactose; DNA-templated transcription. The transcript has 2 exons. The record is from RefSeq and is a predicted model, not a curated record. Lineage: Eukaryota; Fungi; Ascomycota; Eurotiomycetes; Chaetothyriales; Herpotrichiellaceae. Gene Ontology annotation, molecular function: DNA-binding transcription factor activity, RNA polymerase II-specific; RNA polymerase II cis-regulatory region sequence-specific DNA binding; zinc ion binding. Gene Ontology annotation, cellular component: nucleus.
AUGAGUACCACUUGUAGCCCCUUGAACGAUACUACGCACACCGCAGGCUCCUCGCGCUUUGAUAGUGCCAGGCUCGAUGCGGCCGAGAUCACGAGGACCAGUCCUGAGGAAAGCCAGCAGUAUGGCGCCAAUGACUCGUCGAUGGGGUUCGCGAAGAUCUUGCUCGGGGAAGACGACGAUAGCGACUCGCCAGCCAGUGGAGCCAUUCCAGGCGAUGCAGGACGCUCAGCCGCCGACCCCCAGUCCUUGGGCUCUAUUUUGACGCCGUUGCCUUCGCAGACCAUCCUCCAGAUCGCCGUGGAUGCCUAUUUCGACAGGGUGAACUGGUACAUCAUGCUCUUCCACCGGCCGUCGUUUGCGAUUCGGACUCAAAACAUCCUCCGACAAACUGCCUGGAGACGCGACGAGCUGUGCGAUGUGCUUCUCGUGGCGGUGGUGGCGGCGGUGGGCUUGCGAUGUGUUGAACAUGACAAGACGUGGAAAGGCCAUCAUUUACUCGAGGCCUACGCGGUCACGGCCGAGUCACUCGUUUCGGACCUGAUGUCGCAGAUCUCGUCACGCUUCUACGAACUGAUGCUGGAGUCGCGCAUCGAGGUAUUUCAGAUCUGCAUGCUGCUGACUAUUUACCACGUAUACUAUGGCUCAUCCACCUAUGCCUGGAACGUAUCGGGUGUGUCCACCAGAACGGCAUAUGCGCUGGCGCUCCACUGCGACAAAGCUCGAAAAAUGGAUGAGGUCGCUCGGGAAGUGAGUAAUCGAUGUUGGAACCACUUGGUCGUGUCCGAUCAAUUCUCCUCAAUGAUAUUCGGCCGUCCCGCAUCGCUCGACCCGGCCUUUGCUCAAUUUAAAAAGCUCGCAGACUUGGACGAUACCGACCUCCCCGAAGGCACGGCAGCCCUCCCCGUCUUUCAAGUGCCGGGUCGACCUGUGUCAUUCCUGACCUAUCAUACUCUCAAGUUUGAGCUUUACGACAUCAUCCGCCAGACAUUACAGAGUUUCAAGGUCCUGCAACUUCAGAGUCCAGUAUCUGUCCAGGAUCUCAAGGCUUUGAUUCAAGUUGUCAACUCCACGGAAGUCAUGUUGCAGCAGUGGCAUGACAAUCUACCCGUGGUAUUCAAAUCCUCGCAGUGGCCGGCCGAUGAUCCCUGGAACGUCCUCGAACUCGACCAGUGCAGUCCGGAGGAGCUCAGUUUGAGGAGGAAGAUCGGCUUGCAAGGCUUCCUCCUCCAACUGUUGUACGACGCGGCCCGAGUUUGGGCCCAUCGACCCCUGCUCAAACUCCGAAUCUCCAUAUCGCCAAAGGAAGGCAAUGACAAGAUCGCCCUUGACGAUGUUCCCGACUCUCUAGGUAUUUCGGUGCGGACCGCAUUGCGGAUGUCGCGGGUGCCCGUGCACGAGUUCGAGGGUCACCUCGCGCAGUCCUUUGUGCUCAUGCACCUCUUCACGGCCGGCGUGAUCCUCUGCAUCGCGCCUACUUGUCAGCCGUACAGUCAGGUGGCAGGCGAGGCCAAGGCAGGGGUGCUCCGGAUCAUUGCCGCGUGUAGGGCCAUCAAGGACGAGAGCAAGAUCGCCAAACACACCGAUCAGAUGCUGACGAGGCUGUAUAAGAAGACGAUGCAACGGGAGAUGGACAAUGCUCUGCGGCCGCCAGACACUGCCGUACCAAAGGAGCGACUGCUAGCUCCUGCCCUCACCCCGAGACACUCACAGGCUAGUGGUGACUACGCUCGGCCACACCGAGAGUCCAGUGUGCUGUCCAAAUCGACUCCCUUCCAAGCGGGUAUGGCGACUGCGAGCUCGGCCUCUGGACGUGUAGGGACGCUGUCGGCUUUGGACUACCAGGACCGUAUCGCCGAUGAAGUGCCGGACCAGCAGCCCGUCGUCUCAUACCUGCAGUUUGAAUCGCUAUACCACAACAACCAGAUGAGCUCUUACAUCAACGAACACAUUGACGAAGCCUAUGGUGCUUUUGAACAGAUGUCCAACCUCGAUUUUGGCGACUUUUCUUUCAAACCUUACUGA